Messenger RNA from Cadophora gregata, 1068 nucleotides. RefSeq lists its product as uncharacterized. Gene Ontology annotation, cellular component: mitochondrion. The record is from RefSeq and is a predicted model, not a curated record. The coding region runs from base 1 to 1068 and encodes 355 amino acids. The transcript has a single exon. NCBI's taxonomy places the organism in Eukaryota, Fungi, Ascomycota, Leotiomycetes, Helotiales, Ploettnerulaceae. Gene Ontology annotation, molecular function: molybdenum ion binding; oxidoreductase activity.
AUGAUAAUGGAAGGCCAACUGUCGCGCCAAUUCCAAGAUCCUCCAUCUCACGAUCAGGAGCGAGAGGCAUGUUCUUCCAUUCACCCAACCGGAUUUUAUAUCCGCCACCCACCUGCUCCACAUCUCCUCAAGUCUUUUAUCACUCCGGACUCCCAGCUAUUCCAGACAAUACAUAUGGGAGCAGCCGUUGUCGACUUCAAGAAAUGGAUGCUGGUAGUUGACGGGCAAGUCAAGCAUCCAUUUACAAUCACACUGGAGGGCCUCUACAAGUUUCCAAAGACAACCGUCACAUCCUUCCAUGAAUGUUAUGGUAGUCCUGUCAAGCCGCCGGUGGAGAACUUGUGGCGCAUAGGCAACGUAGAAUGGACAGGUGUACAACUCAAUACUUUACUCUCUCUAGCUUGUCCUUUACCAGCAGCACAAUUUGUCUGGUCCGAAGGUCUCGAUCACGGAGAGUUCUACGGUGUCACCUCAGACAGGUAUCAGAAAGACCUUCCUCUGACGAAGGCCAUGCAACCGGAAGUGCUCGUAGCCUACGAAAUCAACGGGCAGCCUUUGUCGAAGGAGCGGGGUGGACCUGUGCGGUUAGUUGUUCCAGGGUGGUUUGGGACGAAUAGUACGAAGUGGCUAAGUAAGCUGUCUUUACAAAGCGGUCGGGCGAAAGGCCCUUAUACCACGACUUUCUACAAUGCAGUUGAUGAGGAUGAUCCUUUGAGGAGGACGAAACCAGUAUGGGCUGUGGGACCAAAUUCGAUGAUUGUAAGGCCGGAACCGGGGGAGGAAGUGGAAGGAUCCACGCUACGUGUUGAAGGUUGGGCGUGGAGUUGCGACGGGAUAGAGCUUGUUAAUGUGAGUUUGGAUGAGGGUAAGUCAUGGCAUGACACAGCAGUUUGUGAAAGGAAGGAUUUUAGCUGGCAACAUUUCUCGGCAGAUGUCAACAUUCCUCCCACGCUACAAGGCGAGUGUACACUUGUAUCUCGUGCGACUUCAGUGUCUGGUAUGAUGCAGAGGGAUUCUGGGCGACGGAAUCAUGUCCAUAGAAUUCCAAUCAAACUCCAUACACGAUGA